AUGGGAAUCCCGCGCUUUGCGUAUCGCAUGCGCGAAUAUGGGACCGUCAAAAUCAUUGGCACGCAGGGACGCGAGGAUGAGAGUCCAAAGCGGCGCGCUCUCGCCAUCAUCGACGGACCAUCGCUCGCCCACGCACUCUUCCACACGCUGAGAUGCGAUGAGCAAUCCACCGAGAGCAUCGCGACGAUUUGUAGUUAUUCCGCUUUAGGAAUUGCCGCGAUUGACUGGCUGGACAACUUAUGGAGCUACGGCUUCGAAGUAUCUGGAAUCUACUUCGACGGAGCAUUACCCGCCCAUAAAGAGAAGGUCCGCAUUGCGCGCCUACAGCAUGGCAUCGACAAGCUAGUCACUUUCAAACAUCUCCACGAUGCCAUCCAACGCGCCUCUCGAAAGUCGAACAGCGGCAAUAGGCGCGAUGAAAAUCAGCGGAGUCUUGAAAUCGCACGGAAGGAUCUCGCUCCGCCGCCGUUUCUUGUCUUUGCAGUCGUGGAAGCGCUCGCCAACAGCAACUACGCCGACCGCACGUGGGUUGUCCCUGGUGAAGCGGAUCCUUUCUGCGUUGCGGCUGCUAGCAAGAUCAAUUCGAAUGAUGCUCAAAGGGACGUAUAUCUAUUUACAAACGACUCCGACUUGAUCGUGUACCCUUGUGGUGAGAGAACGAAAGUCGUCAUGAUUGACUCCAUGGUCGAGCGCGAAGACGAGACUGGGAAGGUCCUUGAGGCUCGAGAGUUUUGGCCAUCGGGGCUGGCAAAGAUGUCUCGUGAGCCGAUGCUGGACCUGGUACGACCUGCGUACGCAAUGCUGCGGCGACACGUGACGUUCAAAGCCGCUCUAGAUGGCUCACGAGAGCCGAUUGAGAACCUGGAGUACGCACAGUUUGCCGAGACAUAUUCUAUCAAAGUCGCCUCUCGUCUUCUUGAGGAACUGCAAGCUCAUCGCCAACCUGGUGUCAGUGGUGGGCUUCUAUAUUCAAGAGUGUCGGAAUUUGUCCAUCUGGCCAGAUACGAGCAGCAACGCCUGACUGAGAACGCAGCAACAUUGCGCACAUCCAAGGAAGGUAGUCAGGGAAAUGGAGACGACUCAAGCCUAGGCAACCCGUCACCGCGCCUUGUGAUGUAUCUCCCAAGCCUUUUCGAGGAUCCUUCCCGAGGCAGCGCGUGGAGAGUCGGCAUCCCAUUCCGCACCGUCGCCGCUUCCAUGGUGAGCAGCUACCAUGCGCUCAACGUCGAAGUCGUGGAGUGUCGAAGAGCGGGGCUCAAUGUAUCGACCCAACCCCUCAAGCACCUUUCCACAGCCGACACGCAGCAGAGCCUCGAGGCCUGGAAGAAAUCCAUUGGCAGAGAACUUACCCGUACAACGAACCUGGGUGUCACUCGACGCUGGAGGUUUGUGGUCAUGCAACUCACGCUAGCAGAUAUGGCGAGCGAAAACGUCGCACUGCCCACAACCGACGAGAUCACAUCUGUUCUGGCCUGCAAACCGGCGACCACGUGGAGGCUGGUGCACUUGCACGCACAGCUUGAAGCUGAGUACUACUCCAUACAAGUCUUGAAGCAGAUCAUCUGCGUCACUUCCGCGGACACAACAGGCUUAGAGGGGACUCGCGAGCUGGGCAAGCAGCUUCACGCCUUGCCGGGAAUCGCUGCAUUUUUUGAACCGCCGUCCGAGGAGGAGUCGAACAUCGAACUCACGGUGUGGAGGGCUAUGGUGGAGGGCUACUUGCGUGAAGCAGGUCUCGUUGACGAACGAGCUGUAGCGGCGCAGCAGGAGAUCACGCACAAGCCACUGCCCUCGACGAAGAAGAGUUUGAAGCGGAAGGGGAACAUGUUUGAUAUUUUGUCUGAAGUGGAUUAG
This is a messenger RNA of Neohortaea acidophila, 1854 nucleotides long. RefSeq names its product XPG domain containing-domain-containing protein. Lineage: Eukaryota; Fungi; Ascomycota; Dothideomycetes; Mycosphaerellales; Teratosphaeriaceae. The transcript has 3 exons. The record is from RefSeq and is a predicted model, not a curated record. The coding region runs from base 1 to 1854 and encodes 617 amino acids.